AUCGAAGAACUCUGUUCUUCGUCUUUUCAUUUUGGAUCUGUAUUAAACCUCUUCAGUGCUUGUAAUCGGGGAUCGUUUUCCGGUCAGGUUUUGUCGGCUCGUCGAUGAGUGAUCUUCUAAUUAGGGCUAAGAUCAAUCAAUUUGUUGAAGCAAUUACAGAGCUCCGUUCCGGUUUCUAGCGAUGAGUGCCGUCAACAUCACAAACGUUACGGUCUUGGAUAACCCUGCCGCGUUUCUGAAUCCAUUUCAGUUCGAGAUCUCAUACGAGUGCUUGACUCCGCUUAAAGACGAUCUGGAAUGGAAACUCACCUAUGUCGGAUCUGCCGAGGAUGAAACCUAUGACCAACUUCUGGAGAGUGUACUCGUUGGACCCGUUAAUGUUGGCAAUUAUCGUUUUGUUCUUCAGGCAGACCCUCCAGACCCCUCAAAAAUCCGGGAGGAAGACAUCACCGGGGUCACAGUACUGUUAUUAACAUGUUCAUACAUGGGACAAGAAUUUGUAAGAGUAGGAUAUUAUGUGAACAACGAUUAUGAUGAUGAACAGCUUCGUGAAGAACCUCCCCCAAAAGUUCUGAUCGAUAGGAUUCAAAGAAACAUUCUAGCUGACAAGCCGAGAGUCACAAAAUUUCCCAUCAAUUUUCAUCCAGAGAACUCUGAACAUGGUGCUGAGCAACAACCGUCUUCACCACACCACUCAGGUGAAGCCCUCAACAAUGAAGAAGAAGAAUUACAACCGCCACCAUCACCAUCACCAGCAGAUGAGCCAUCUUUAGAUCAGGAAGCCAUCGAUUCUGGACCUCAGCCCUCAGUUACGGCAUGAAAGCUAGCCAAACUAAGGUUUCAGCCUUGAGGUGACCCAUCUUUUGCAACUCUUUCCUCUUGGUUUGUAAGCUAAAGCAGUGACGUAGAUAUGUUAAUUAGUGACCAGUUUGGGACUGUGCUAAAUGAAUUUGGGAAAGAUGAUUACGUCUUUUCUGUUAUUUAAUCGAAACUCUGAUAGUCCCAAAUCAAUUCAUUGUGUUUUUUUAGUUUGAAUUUGGCUUCUUUUUUUCGAA
Molecule: messenger RNA, 1055 nt
Organism: Benincasa hispida (wax gourd)
Lineage: Eukaryota; Viridiplantae; Streptophyta; Magnoliopsida; Cucurbitales; Cucurbitaceae
Product: putative histone chaperone ASF1A
Biological process (GO): DNA replication-dependent chromatin assembly
Cellular component (GO): nucleus; chromatin
Molecular function (GO): histone binding
Source: RefSeq, a predicted model, not a curated record